This is a messenger RNA of Gloeophyllum trabeum ATCC 11539, 1953 nucleotides long. RefSeq lists its product as uncharacterized. Lineage: Eukaryota; Fungi; Basidiomycota; Agaricomycetes; Gloeophyllales; Gloeophyllaceae. The transcript is spliced from 2 exons. The record is from RefSeq and is a predicted model, not a curated record. The coding region runs from base 1 to 1953 and encodes 650 amino acids.
AUGUUUCCACCUCAAAUUUAUUGCGUAUCCCAUACAGUGCCUGAUGGAGUAGAUCCCUACUCUGGGAGCCCCGCGAAGGCUCUUCGAUCGCUCUACAUGCACCCAUUCAUCGUUACGGUGGAUAUCACCGGGGCUGCCACCCAUCUCUGGUCUGUUGCAUCAGGGGAAAUGGUUCAUGUUGUUACACUGGAGCCCUCGCUUCCUGCGGACACUGCGGCAGUCGGGUCCGUCGUGGCACAAAUCAGCUCAUCAUUUUUGCUUCUCGUCGCUGUCACUCGCUUCAGCAUUGAUGAGGACACUCAGGAUAUGUGGAGUGUUCUCCGACUGUAUCACUUGGAAACAGGAGCGAUGGUGCAGGACAUCUGUUUGCCACGUGUGGUGUCGUUCAAGCAGCACUCUGACUUGGUUGCCGCCAUGGUUCGGAGGCCAGACUCCACCGCAGAAAUUGUCUUGUACCGUUUAGUAUUGCAGCGGCUCGAAGAAGUCAAACAGUGGUCUUGCAAUGACCAUGGUGUGGCUUUCACACUCUCUAUGUUGCAGAUUCAUGAUGAUGACGCUCUACUCGCUGCCCGUUCCACCUCUUCUUCUGAGCCUCUUGCUCUCACCCUGUUUUCAUCUGGAGAUGGACCAAUCACCACCAUGCUGCCUCCUCCAGACCAACGAGCAGACUGCUGGGAGGUCCAGCAGUCGCAAAGCAUCCCAGGCUCCAGAGUUGCUCUGUCUGUGUGGGAAGCUGACUCGGGCAAUGACUGGCAGUUCGCGGAGCACACUAUCCAUGUCCUGCAAAUACCAUCGCUCUGCAUGGACUGGAGCACACACCUUCCAUUUGAACCCGGCUCUAUCAGUUGCCAUCCUUCUUUAGGAGUCAUGGUGGCUGUCUCCGCCCCCGAGCGGGAGGGGGCUGAGGUUUUUGUCCAUGUCGCUUUCCUCAACCUGGAGAAUGGUGCUGUUAUUCGAGAAGAGUCGAUCUUUUGUGGGGGAGAACGUCCGGUUGUCGUGGGUUGCUCUUCUACAGGCUUACUGGUAAUGGUGACAUAUCGUGGCUCGAUUGUCAUCGAGCCUCUCGAGGACAUCCUGCAGAAGGGAUUUCAGGUCAGAGAAGGAAAAGCUCUUGAAUGCAAUGUUCCAGUCGAUCCUACGGCUUUUUAUGGGGGAGACAUGGAGCGCAUCUUGGAUGAAGACAUCCCGCCGGAGUCGUGUUGGGUCCAUAGUGCCUACAUCGCUCCCGACGCUUGCCGUCUCGUACACAUUGUACCGGACGGCGUAGACGUCACAGUUUAUGAAGGGCCGGGGAGCGCAUUCAAAGCCCUCCGGUCCACCUAUACACAUCGUUACCUCGUCACGGUGGACAUCGCAGGGUUAACUUCACACCUCUGGUCCGUAGGUGCAGAGGGACCAGUCCAGAUGGCUACAAUGACACCGUCCCUGCCUGGAAACCUCACUAGAAACGGGAAUAUGGUUGGACGGAUGGACUCGGCUCCAGUGCUAGUCGUGGGGGCUAGCCGCUUCGACCUAGACAUGGACGAAGAAGAUGAGUGGAGUGUGUUGAGGCUGUAUGAUUUAGAGACAGGAAAGUUGGCUCAGGAUGUCCAGCUGCCCCGCAUGAAGGACUGGAUGCAUCAAGGGGACUACAUGGCUGUGACCAUCCGCAGCUGCUCGGAUGACACCUACCAGGUCGUUGUCCUCCUCAGGCUUAUUUGCGGCACGUUGAGGGAGGUCAGUCGCUUCCGAACUGCGCCAGAACCAGAAAAUUUCCUUCUGCGCGCGGUGGACGAUGAGACUAUCCUCAUGGGUCUUUCCAUCGACUAUGCACUCUCCGACAAUAACGACCUCACUCUGACAAUGCGGUCGCCUGGCAGCGCUCUCAAUAGCAUCGUGUUGUCUGCGAUAGGCGGGCCUUCGGAUUGGCUGCGGAUCGAAGCGGUGGAGGACCUCCCCCUGAAUCCAGGAUAG